AUGUCUCUUUCUCCCGAGGAGAGUCUCUACGGAUCGUGGGUGGAGCUGGAGGAGCUGAUGGCCGCCGCUACAACACUGCAGGACAGCGCCUCGUCCAGCCUGCAGGGGGAGCUAGAGCGCAUUCUUCAGGAGGCACAGUUGGAGAGUGAGAUGAGCAGAGACAGUCCUCCGCAGGUUGUGAGGGACUCGCCCAGACCCCCCAGUGACCAGGACAGCGACUGUGUGCUGAUACAGGAGGAACCUGAGCGGCGUGGGGACACAGACUGGGUGUGGGAUUGGUCCAGUAGACCUGAAAAUAUGCCUCCAAGAGAGUUUGUUUUCCAGCAUCCGAAGCAGCCCAGGUCUCUGAGCGUCCGCAAGACGGAGGUGAUGAAGAGGAGGAUAUUCUCCUCUGAUGUUCUCCUCGUCCUAGUCCCCUCUCUGCUCGCAUCCCACCUGCUCACACUGGGAGUGGGGAUCUACAUUGGAAAGCGGUUGGCGGCCUCCACCUCCAGCCCUCUGUGA
Messenger RNA from Knipowitschia caucasica, 504 nucleotides. The record is from the annotation of a GenBank genome assembly. Lineage: Eukaryota; Metazoa; Chordata; Actinopteri; Gobiiformes; Gobiidae.